AUCAGUUGAUUUAAAAGUUUUGCUUAGUCAGUGACAUUGUAAAUUGUGGACAAACAAAUUGAAAUGAAGUUUUUUAUCUGUUUUAUUGGUUUGACAACAUUGGCGAUUUCGGGCUUCGAACACACUGAUGUCAGUGAGAAGACGGAAAAAAUUAAAGAAGCUGAAGAAUUCAAAAAGAAAAUAUCAAAGGAAUGUAGCGAUGAAAUUGGAUUUUCCUUUGAAGAUGGAUUAAAACUUUUGCAUGGAGAUUUAACUCAUCGCGAUGACAAAGCUAAGUGCUUUGUCCAUUGUGUCUUCAAAAAAGAAGGUUUCAUCAAUGAACAAAAUCAACCUGAAAAAGAUUUCAUCGUCAAUCAUUCGAAGGACAUUGUAAAAUUUUCGCUCGAUGAUCUGACUAAAGUUAUUGAAAAAUGUUCAAAGUUUCCACACGAAAAUCCUUGUGAAAAUGCAUACGAACUCCUUGAAUGUUAUCAUGAAGAAGAAGCCAUGAGAAAAGCUGAGGAAUCUAAGAAUCUUGUAAUGAAGAUUGCUAAAGAGUGUAGUAAUGAAAUCGAUUUUUCUUUUGAAAAUGGAAUGAAAUUAUUAGAAGGAGAUUUUUCUGACCAAACAAACGAAGCUAAGUGCUUCAUUCAUUGCGUUAUGAGCAAGGAAGGUUUCAUAAAUCAAAACAACAAACCUGAGGUAGAUUUCAUUGUCAAUCAAUUGACAGCAAAAUACAAAAUACCACGUGAAGAGCUCAAAAAUGUUGUUGAGAAAUGUUCCAAAUUUUCAAGUGACAGUAAAUGUGAAAAUGCUUAUGAGCUCUUUGAAUGUUUUCUUACUAAUGAUGCCAUUGCCAAGGCAGAUGCAGCAAAAAAACAACAUUUAAAAAUGAAGUUUCUUAUCGUUCUUCUAGCUUUGAUAGUCGUUGUCGUCUGUGAUGACGACGAUAAGUUAAAAAAAGCAAAUGAAAAUCAGAAGAUAUUAGAAAAGUAUGCAGCUGAGUGUAGUGAAGAAAUCGGAUUUGACCUUGAAAGUGCGAACAAAUUAUUAGUCGGUGAUCUGAGUUUUAACAGCAGAGAAGCAAAGUGCUUCAUGCAUUGCUUCUUUAAAAAGGAAGGAUUCUUUAAUGAAAAUGAUGAACUUCAGAAAGAAUUUAUUGUUGAAUCCAUAGCCACUAUUGCUCCCGUCAACAAGGAAAAUUUAACUUUAAUAGUUAACACUUGUAGCAAGUUCAAAACUGAGGAUGCAUGUGAGAAUGCAUUUGCUUUACUUGAAUGCUUCACAAGAGCCACCACUAAUCCACCGAAGAAGGAAGAGCUUUAAUUUAUUUAUGUCAAAUAUCAAUGUGCAGAUGUCAAAGUUCCUGACAUUUAAUAAAAGAUUUCUGUCAACCGAAUAGAAAUGAAAACAU
This is a messenger RNA of Clunio marinus, 1393 nucleotides long. The record is from the annotation of a GenBank genome assembly. NCBI's taxonomy places the organism in Eukaryota, Metazoa, Arthropoda, Insecta, Diptera, Chironomidae.